AUGCCGUCCCUAUCGACCCAGUCGAGCGUCAAGCCGGAUGCUUCCACGGAGGACUUGACCAAGUCGGAGGAGGACCCUCAGUCCGGUCUGUUUCAACAGGUGUACGAUUGGCUGCAGCACGAGAAAGCAAGACGGAAGACCCGCAAAGCGCGCAAAUCAGCCGAGCUAGGCGUGCAAGAGGAUGCUCCUGCAGAUGUCGAUGGCCCGGUAGAGGGGUCCAACCAUGUGCCUUCGGAAAGCUCUUUCUCCCUGGAAAAACUGGAGAAAAUUCUUGUGCAGUAUGGCAACUCGCGGUAUGGAACCGCUGUGGGCCACGUUCAGUCCGCUCGGCGGUCAUACCGUCGCCGUCACAAGGGUUUGCGAAGAGGGUCGGCGUCGGAGUCUGAUACUACCGAUGUUGAGGCCGCCGUCCCUAGUGUGGAUGCGGCUCUCGACAAUUCAAAGACCCUCACCUACACUGGUGGCACUGCAGCAGAGGAAGACGAUGCUGCAAGUGAGAAACCCGCCGCGGACCGAGAAGCUUGGGUCACUUUCAAGACCGAGAUCGUUCGCCUUGCGCAUACGCUGCAGCUUAAAGGAUGGCGUAAAGUCUCCAUGGACGCUGCGGCGGAGAUUGAAGUGAUCCGGCUUAGUGGCGCUCUGACGAACGCCGUGUACGUGGUCCAUCCACCGAAACUUGUCCCUGCCCCAAGGUCCGAGAAUGGAUCUGCGGCGCUGGCUCCGAGGAAACCUCCGCCGAAGCUGCUCCUGCGCGUGUAUGGUCCUCAGGUUGAUCACCUCAUUGAUCGAGAGCAGGAACUACAGAUUCUGCGCCGACUUGGGCGCAAGAAUAUUGGCCCUCGUGUGCUGGGGACUUUCAUCAACGGCCGAUUUGAAGAGUACUUCGAAGCUCGCCCGCUGACCCCGCGGGAACUGCGUAUUCCUGAAACGGCCAAGCAGAUCGCCAAGCGCAUGAGAGAGCUGCAUGAUGGCAUCAAGCUUCUUCCGGAGGAAAGAGAAGGCGGCCCCAUGAUCUUCAAGAACUGGGAUAAGUGGGUGGAUCGCUGCGAACAGGUCACCACGUGGCUAGACAAGGAGAUCAUGUCUUCGCACAAUGAGGCCAAAGCCGCUUUGGAACCGUGGCGUCGGCGCGGCUUCGUGUGCGGCGUGCCCUGGGCGGUGUUCCGCAAAGCCGUGGAUAGCUAUCGGAUUUGGUUGAUUGCCAGCUGCGGCGGAAUCGAAGAAAUCAAGCAGCAGCUGGUGUUUGCCCACAAUGAUACCCAAUAUGGCAACCUUCUUCGCUUGGAGCCUGCCACGGAGUCGCCGCUGCUCUUACCGGCCAAUGAGCAUAAACAACUCGUCGUCAUCGACUUCGAAUACUCAUCCGCUAAUACGCCCACUCUCGAAUUUGCGAAUCACUUCACUGAAUGGUGCUACAAUUACCACGACGAGGAACGGUCGUGGGCCUGCAGCAACCGCAUGUAUCCCACGCCGGAGGAGCAGUACCGAUUUGUAUCGGCCUAUCUUACCCAUCGUCCCGCUAUUCCCGGCUCCCCAUUGGGGACUCCAUCUAUUCGCGCGCGUACCGCCACGAACAUCACACCGCUUUCUCUCGACGAGGGGCCUGACGGACUCGGCGCGCAGCAACUGCACGCAGAGUUUUCAACCCAGGAUGAAUUGGAUGCAGAGGUGCGACAUCUCCUGCACUUCACCCGUCUGUGGCGCGUGAUGAACUCCGCGCAGUGGGUGGCCUGGGGUAUUGUCCAGGCCAAAGCGCCGGGUAUGGAGGAAGGCAUCGCCGAAAUGGCGGCGGCUGAAUCAGACGCGCACGACGCACACAAUAGCCACGCGAAUGGCGAUGACCACGAAAAUGGCGCCAAGACGCCCGCCGUGGAUGGGGAUGUCGACGAGGAAGAAGAGUUUGAUUAUCUUGCCUACGCGCAGGACCGCGCCAUGUUCUUCUGGUCUGAUAUGCUGGCGCUGGGCCUUGUCAAUAAGGAGGAGCUUCCUGCACCGAUGAUUGAACAUAUCAAAUCGCGGAUGCUGGACUAUUGA
Messenger RNA from Penicillium lagena, 2034 nucleotides. RefSeq lists its product as uncharacterized. Gene Ontology annotation, biological process: phosphatidylcholine biosynthetic process; phosphatidylethanolamine biosynthetic process. Gene Ontology annotation, cellular component: cytoplasm. The coding region runs from base 1 to 2034 and encodes 677 amino acids. The record is from RefSeq and is a predicted model, not a curated record. Lineage: Eukaryota; Fungi; Ascomycota; Eurotiomycetes; Eurotiales; Aspergillaceae. The transcript has 2 exons. Gene Ontology annotation, molecular function: choline kinase activity; ethanolamine kinase activity.